Blastomyces gilchristii SLH14081 is the source of this 325-nucleotide messenger RNA. RefSeq lists its product as uncharacterized. The coding region runs from base 1 to 282 and encodes 93 amino acids. The record is from RefSeq and is a predicted model, not a curated record. The transcript has 2 exons. NCBI's taxonomy places the organism in Eukaryota, Fungi, Ascomycota, Eurotiomycetes, Onygenales, Ajellomycetaceae.
AUGGCCCGCGUCGGACAUUCAUGUGGCCUACUAAAACGGCAGUCGUUGCUGUGGCCCCCUACUUUGGCAUUAUUAGAGAGGAUUAACCGAUAUCGUCGGGCGUUGGUAAAUAUUGACAAGGACAAGUAUAUCACAGAGGGCGGAUCCGGAAAUGAACUCAAGACCCCUCGCUGCCACUUGCGAGGGUCGGAGCUUGAUACCAUUGUCCAUGAUGUUAAAGCUCUCACGAUGAUGACUGUAGUAUCGCUUCGCCCUGGUGGUUCACCGAGGAGGUCGAUAUGAUCCGCGCCAUCUAAAACUCGGCAUUAUUGUGAAUUUACAGGGG